Messenger RNA from Elephantulus edwardii (Cape elephant shrew), 1369 nucleotides. Its product is annotated as zinc finger protein 474-like. The transcript has 3 exons. Lineage: Eukaryota; Metazoa; Chordata; Mammalia; Macroscelidea; Macroscelididae. The record is from RefSeq and is a predicted model, not a curated record. The coding region runs from base 1 to 1359 and encodes 452 amino acids.
AUGGAAAGAAGAAAAGAGAAGAGGGCUUCCAACAAACUGCAACAGACAUUUCAGCAUUCUAAAGAGCCCACCUUCCUUAUCAACCAAGCCAUCCUUUCGAGUGACUCUCAAUCUAGUACUCUACCAGAAUCAGAAGGUGUCAAUCUUUCUGAACACGUAAAGACAAACUCUCAAAGAAAUAGACCUGGAACUGUGAUAUUGUCAAGACGGUCAAGUACAAGAAUUAUGUCAGAAAGUCAGUUUAGUCCUCCUGUAAUCCCAUCCCGCAGGCCUGGAUUCAGGGUAUGCUAUAUCUGUGGUCGUGAGUUUGGAUCUCAGUCAAUCUCCAUUCAUGAACCUCAGUGCUUGGAGAAGUGGCGGAUUGAAAACAGCAAGUUGCCCAAGCACCUGAGAAGACCAGAGCCCUCCAAGCCACAGCCUCUCAGUGGCAGUGGAUUCUACAGCCUUCAGGAAGCUAAUGAGACUGCAUUCCAGAGCGCCCAGGCUCAGCUGCUGCCCUGCGAACACUGUGGUCGCACGUUCUUGCCAGACCGUCUUCUAGUUCACCAAAGAAGCUGCAAACCAAAGGAUGAGGGUCCUAAAACACUAAAGCCCAACAGCUCUCAUGAUUAUACUAGCCUCAGGAAAGCACCCAGUGGAAUUCCAGCCAGACCAAGGACUCUCCUCUGCUACAUUUGUGGCCGGGAAUUUGGCACUCUCUCCCUUCCUAUUCAUGAGCCCAAAUGCCUGGAAAAAUGGAAAAUAGAAAACGACCGGCUCCCCAGAGAGCUCCGCAGGCCUCUCCCACAGAAGCCCCAGCCUCUUUCAUCUGGACAGUCUAGUCAGGAGGGACCAAGUCAAGUUCAGCUUGUGCCAUGUCCAAAUUGUGGCAGGACCUUUGCCCCAGACCGCCUUAUGGUGCACCAGAGAAGUUGUAAAGCACCAUUGAAAGGACAGAAUCUUACUUUAGGAAGUAAAGGUGGCCCAAAUGAGGCCACUAAUUCCAAGCAGCAAAAGAACAUGGCCACACCCACUGUGUCUGAUAAGCCAGCAAUAGUAAGACGUCCACCAACAGUUGUUUGUUAUAUCUGUGGUCGUGAAUAUGGAACAAAAUCGAUAAGCAUCCAUGAGCCACAAUGUCUGAAAAAAUGGCAUAAUGAAAACAAUUUGUUACCAAAGGAGCUAAGGAGGCCUGUACCCAAAAAGCCAGAAGUCAAGGCCAUUACCGCCAAAGGUUUCUAUGAUCUUGACGCUUUGAAUGAAGCUGCUUGGACAAGUGCCCAGAGCCAGUUGGUUCCUUGUAAUAUUUGUGGGCGUACCUUCCUGCCAGACAGACUGAUUGUUCACCAACGAUCUUGUAAACCCAAAGUGGCCAAGUAAAGCUCUCUCU